This is a messenger RNA of Ceratina calcarata, 3563 nucleotides long. Its product is annotated as putative ankyrin repeat protein RF_0381. Lineage: Eukaryota; Metazoa; Arthropoda; Insecta; Hymenoptera; Apidae. Gene Ontology annotation, molecular function: protein binding. Bases 450 to 2105 code for a protein of 551 amino acids. The record is from RefSeq and is a predicted model, not a curated record. The transcript is spliced from 2 exons.
UUUCUUACGAACCAAUUGUCUUUAAGGACAAUUUUCAUUUGUAGGGAAUGAAUGUAACUAGAAUUCUUAAAGUAACUGAAUGAAAUUAGGAAGAUCAAUCUUUAAUUUAAACUAAACUUGAACCCAUUUGCUCCAAUAAUAGCAAAGUUAUCUACAAUUGAAACUUGACGAUAAUUUUUCAGCAGAAUUUAAUCUUGAGAAUUGGGCUUAUUUUCAUUCAUUCAUGAGCUUCGUCCCUUAGGAGUCGAUUUAGGUAAAAUUGUAAAGGGAACUAAAUUACAGUAGGGUCUUUAAGCUUGAAUUUAAGGCGGGGACGAAGUACAUCGAUUCCUUAUUAAUAAAGUUAAUAACAAUCGAAGUGAAACGAUAGCUUGCGUUAGAAUACUAUCUUGAGAUUUCGGUUACGAAAAAUCAAACGCCAACGGCCGCUCUUUUAUUAUCAUCCAACCAUGGACCCGUAUGACGAUAUCCAAUGGCUCCGCUACGAAGGUGUCAGUGGCGUCCUAAUCACGGCCGUCUCCAAAGGGAAUCUAACCGCAGUACAAGAAUUCUUAGCAAAUCAUAUACCAUAUCAACAAAAGGAUUGGAGACCAGGCUAUUCCUUAGCACGCCUCGCCCUCGCGAUGCAGCACACAAACAUCGUCAAAGUACUUCUAACGAAUCUCUUGGAAAUCUACAGUCAACAACGACUAUCUACCACCGAUCUACUCCACCUCGCUUCCAUACGAGGUGACGAGCAAAUGAUCAAUCUUCUCAUCACCGAAGGUGUCCACAUGGAUGCGACGGACGAUCUUGGCCGUACGGCUCUCCAACACGCAGUCAUCAAUAACAACCUAGAAAGCACUCGCUUGCUCCUAUCCCUCGGAGCCAACAUCGACAUCAAAGGCAACGACGGCUACACAGCAAUCCACCAUUCAAUUAUACAAAACAAUUCCGAAAUCAUUGGAAUUCUGCUAAAACACAAAAUUAACGUUGUUAACGACGAAAACGAUCUUAGCGACGCCAUGGAAAAACUCCAUUCUGUUACUUUCGAAGAAAUCUUAGAAUCUGAAUAUUUCCAUAAUAAAAACAAAUUAAACAGUCUUAAAGAUGCGGUGUGCGGCCACGAGCCAAUUUGCGAAUUCAUCGUCGCGUCGUUUUCGAAACACGGCGUGAUCCUCAAUCCCGAAGACUCGAAAAAUCCUCAGUUACUUAUAACUUCGAUUCAAAAAGGGUAUUUAAAAGUCGUCGAAGAAUUAUUGAAAUUCGGCGCUGAUGUCAAUAAACUAUACCAAAGUCCAGUGAAUUAUAAAAGUGAAGUUCUAAUGAAUUAUAAAAGAACGACGCUAUUACACGUUGCUGUGUCAUCAAGACAAUUAGAAAUAGUAAGACUUUUAAUCAAUUAUCGAGCAAAUGUGAAUGCGAAAGAUUCUAUGAAGGAGACGCCGUUAUUUAAAGCUGUUCGCAAUAACGACGUUGAAAUUUUGAAACUGCUUUUGGCUCAUUACGUUAAAACAGGCGAUGAGCAUGAACUAUUGCGUAUAGCGUUCAAAAACGAGUGUAAACGAAUGAUCGAACUCCUUUCGAGAUAUAUCGAUAUUAAUUGCAAGGACGAAAGUGGUAGAACGCUUUUACAUUUAUGCGUCAGUUCUUAUGAAAGUAACUUUGAUAUGUUUAGAUUUCUGCUUGGUGAGGGCGCGAAUGUUAAUGCAAAGACCGUGGAAGGUGUAACACCUCUUCACAAAGCUGUUUUCUUUCGACAUAUAAGCGAAGUCGAUGUUCUGUUGAAAUGUAAUGCUGAUGUUAACGCGAAGGAUAAUGAAGGCGCGACGCCGCUGCAUGACUGUGUGACGAAUGGGGAUGUUGAUAUUUGCCGGUUACUGAUUAAGGAAGGUGCGAAUGUUAAUAGUACGAAUAAUAAGGGAGCGACGCCGCUUCAUCUCGCUGCUACUGAAGGACGUUUAGAUAUCCUGGAGGUUCUGCUGUCUGAGGGGGCUGAUAUUCAUUGCAGAGAUUUAGACGGAAAAACUGCGCUUCAUAGGGCUGUGGCGAGCGAGGAUAUAAAUGUGGUGAAGUUUCUAGUUGAUCAUAAUGCCGAUGUUAACUCGAGGAUUAUCGGUGGAUGAUCUGUUGUAUUCUUUUUUAUGAGCGGUUCUUUUUAGGUUAAGAUGUCGUAAUGUAAUAAUCAAUUUAUUACGAGGUACUGAAAUUUUAUUCUACAUUAUCUAUAGAUUAAUAUUUUACAGGAUAAUAUCUGUUUUCUGAAUUUCCUUUAACAUGUCGCUAUUAUUGCAGCUUCCUUCGAUUUCGUGCCAAUUUCCUAUAUUUCCCACCCGGCCAGGGUGGACCGGAAAUCGUAAUAUAACAGGGCAGGGGAUGAUUUUACGUUAAAAAAGAAGAAAACAUUUUGGUAUAACAUUUUUUCAUCCGGAGCUCCGUUUUCGUGAAAAUCGGCUCCAAAGUUUAUUCAACUUGUAAAGGAUUUAGUACAAUUUGCUUGUCGUGCAUUCCACUGCUCCAGUUGUCUCUGUCUGGGACAGUGUUUACAAACAUUGACAACGAUGCAAAAGCGUUUACACAGUUAGGUUUACAAUAAGAGUCAUAGUUUAUCAUUAGAAACAGGAACGUUGCCAUCUUAUGGUAUAAUAUUUAUGUACGACAAAGUUCCGUUUUAAAUACUUUCUGCUUGAUUGCUUUUGUGAUGACUGAGUUCGCUUCUUGUAUAAUCAAUAGUGCCACAAGAGUAUUUAAAUGCAAUGUAGGAGAUUUCUCUCCUUGCAAAACCGUAAUUGCCUUCUGGAAAGGUGUAAAAAAUUGUAUUAAAAUCUCCUCUUCUUAUAACGUUGUUCGUUUCUUCUCAUUGACCUUCGUCUGAUUAAGUCAUGACUAAGCUAUGGUAAGAUAUUCCAAUCGGGAGUAUGUUGAUAUGUUGGUUACUUUGAGAACUUGCAAUGGUAAUCCCACUGCUACAAGUAUAAAUCGUUUACAAGUUGAACAAACUUUGACGUCGAUUUUCACGAAAACGGGGCUCCGGAUUCAGAUGAAAAAAUGUUAUACCAAAAUAUUUUCUUCUUUUUCAAUGUAGAAUCAUCCUCUGCCCGGUUGUACUACAAUUUCCGGCCCAUCCAAUAUUAUAAUUAAGAUCAAGUACGUUCGGGUAAAUAUAGUAGUACAAUAUAAUUAACCGCGUCCCUUGAUUUACUUUUUAAAAAAUCGGAUUUAUCGGAGGUUAUUCCAUAAUAAUUUCACAUGGGUUUCUAUCCUUAGGUUUAUAUUACUAUACCUUGAACAUUGAAUCAUAAAACACACCGAUAUAAAAUCCUAAAGUUAUCCAAAAAUUUUGCGGUCCACAACUAUCGCACUCACGUACAUUUUUCUGAAUUCGUACGUUGGUUAGCAACGGUACCACGACCAUUGAUUUAAAUCCCUAAUAUAAACAAUGAAAUGAGCCUCUUCGACGAAGUUUCUCAUUGUCAGUCAUUCAUCAAAAUCAAAAUGCUCUUUUUGUGAAAUUCUAGUGAAUUUUCAAAUCUAUCUCUGUAUUAACAACAUCUUUUUAAAUAAAACAUGUUUUAAACUGAAAA